Molecule: messenger RNA, 2585 nt
Organism: Gigantopelta aegis
Lineage: Eukaryota; Metazoa; Mollusca; Gastropoda; Neomphalida; Peltospiridae
Exons: 6
Coding region: 190-1953 (587 amino acids)
Source: RefSeq, a predicted model, not a curated record
UAAAUUGAUUUUCUUCCCAGAGGUCCUGGGAUUUCCACGAAACUGACGUGUUUUUCUCGAUUAUUGGACGUGUUAAAUCAUGUCGGGUGACUGGUGACGAACGGACAUUUCCACCUUUUUUAGUUCUUGGUAUCGUGGAUUUACGUUGGAACCUAUUUUAAAGACACCCAGAGGGUGAAAGCAGACCGAAUGUCUCAUUCGGGAGAUGUGUCUGAAAAUGUAAACACUGAACUCGCUGAGGAAUCCAAUGGAAAUUCAGUGGGCGAAGGUCCAGGUGAUGAACAGCAAGAAGCACACCACACCACACAAGAACCUGCUUGUGUCAUCGCGGCGGGAAAAGACAGUGUGGAUGUUGGACUAUAUCAAAAUAACGGAAGUGACGAACUGAAAAAAACAGACAUUGAAAAUUCAUCUAAAUUAGACCGUUCAGAUGUUACAAAUCUCGUGUUAUCUGGGAAAAGUACUUCGGUAGAUUUAAAGAAAGAUGAGAACAAAACAGACUCUAAGUCUGGUGACGAACAGUGCAACAAAAACCGUGAAAGUCAGAAAAGUGAUUGUGUGCCAAAUGAUAAUAAACAGGCCAAGGCUGUAAGAAAUAUUUCAGAAGAAAACGAGAGUGCCAAUAACUCCAAUACAGAAUCCCGAACUAACAAGAGCGAAACAACAUUAACUACAGGAGGUGACCGGCUCACACCCCACAAAACACGGUCUGACCUCACAACACAGGAUACACGGUCUGUCCUCACAACACGGGAUACCACUCGUCACAAGGACAACAUAAAUAUCGGACAAGAUCUCAAGAGAGAACAUUUUUGGCGGCGAUUCUGUAAUUUGUAUCUUCUUUGUUGCAAGACCGAUCUUCACGUUUUCAUGGCAUACACAGCAGUCACCGUGGUUACCAGUUUUCUAGCCGGCACUUUGAUAUCCACAAUAUUAAACAGCUGGUACGUAUCAAACCAGGAGGGACGUAUUCUACUGUCCGUUAUGCAACAGAUGAAAGACAUGCCGAACGUCCCUCAUCCACAGUUUGCAAAUACUCAACAUGUCGAUGCUAGACAUUGGAAACAGCAGGUUGAUGAAAUUUGCCAGAUGAGCAGAAACGAGACUCUGAAGUCUGUUAACAAGACUGUCAAGAAUUUGGAGUGGAAGCUGAACAAGACUCGAGACGAGCUGCAUAGAAACCACAGUACACUUGCCGACGAUGUUCUGUGGAAGCAGAUAUCCGUGGAAGGAAAGGUGUCCUCACUGAGCUCCUACUCGCUGAACAGUGUGUGGAGUUACCUGAUCGUCCUCCUAGGACUGGGUGAAGUCUUAAUGCUGGUUGUCAUUUGCAAAAUGUUGCCGCUACUCAAGAGACUCUCUGGUCGUGGAGAUAUCAUUCAACACGUAGCGAAUGUUGACGUCGUAGAGAAUCGGAGUGAAAACAGAAUAUGGGGAAGUGCCGACAUCCUCGAUAAGAUCCACCCAACAAUGUUGGUGUCAGGCGUGUGCACCAUCAGCUUCUACUCGGAAAGUGUCUCCAAGCACGACGGCCGAACCCGGAACAUUCUGCAGGGCAGCGCGUCAACUCGCGACACCAAGACCGCCAGCUUCGUCGUGAAUCGCCACGAGGACGUGCUGCGCGUGCCUCGCUACAAGGUCUACGUUGUGUGCGUGGACUUCAACGAGAGAAACGUCAUUCUGGAAGAUCCCAACAAAGGCCUGGGGGACCUCCGACUGACGACUGUCCAGGGACUGCACAGAAUGGGAGGUGACGUUAUCCUUCUCUAUGCGCGAGAUACUGGCUCGCGGCAUCUCCCUCCAGGCUCUCUGUACAAUGAAGGUUUAACCUCCAUCAAGACGCAUCCAGAGUUAUCUAACCUGAGUGCCAGACGAAGAAUGUUCAGCAUUUGUGAAGAGUUUACCAAUUCUCAAAAAGAUCAAAUUCGCAAAAUUGUCUCUGAAAUUAUAUAAAGACAAAACAAUCUUCUACGGUUUUUGGUUUAGUCAUAAGAAAUAGGGCUAUAUUUCUUGGGAUGACAUGGUAUAAAUCUGGAUGGCGUUAAACUUUUGGGGAAGGGCUCCAUAUAUAUCUGACUCUAGUGUGUGCCCCUAUGAAUGGUACAAGAAUCCAUUUACACCAUGCGCAGCUGUGCAUACUAAGAGAUAUAAUGUAGCAGGAAUGUGUUUUUCUCCAGGCAAAUAAAUACAUAUGAUUUUUUUUUUUUAAGUUUUUGAAGUUGAAUAUUGGAAAAGGUAUGCAAUGCAGAGCACUGAACUUUUGCACUUAUGCACUGAUACAGAAAUUAAUGUAAGAAAAAAAAGCUAUAUUAUUUUUUUUUUUUUAAAGUACUGGAUAUCUAAUAUGCGUGCUAAAACUGAUGGUCGGUGGUCCAGUUAUGUUUGUUUCCAACAAAUGGACAUUUCCUAUUCAUGUUCCCCGACCACAACCGUUAUAGGACUGUCUCUCUGGGAAAGGGGUAGGACGCAGCCCAGUGGUAAAGCACACGCUUGAUGCACAGUCGGUCUAGGAUCGAUCUCCUUCGGUGGCACCACGACUGGUAUUACAUAACAAAGGCCGUGGUAUGUGCUAUGCUUUCUGUGGG